This is a messenger RNA of Alternaria ventricosa, 1305 nucleotides long. RefSeq lists its product as uncharacterized. Gene Ontology annotation, molecular function: transmembrane transporter activity. The record is from RefSeq and is a predicted model, not a curated record. NCBI's taxonomy places the organism in Eukaryota, Fungi, Ascomycota, Dothideomycetes, Pleosporales, Pleosporaceae. The transcript has 2 exons. Gene Ontology annotation, biological process: transmembrane transport. Gene Ontology annotation, cellular component: membrane. Bases 1 to 1305 code for a protein of 434 amino acids.
AUGCCCGGAUUCUACCCAGUCACCGUCACUUACCUCUCCCUCUUCUACACGCGCUUCGAAUUCGGCCGCCGGCUCUCCUUCUUCUACGGUCAGGCGGCAGUUGGUGGUGCGCUUGGGGGCCUUAUAAGCUACCUAGUGUUCUCCCACUUCGGAAACGACGAUGGAGGUUCAGACAAAGAUUGGAAGCCGUGGCAGGUGCUCUUUUUACUGGAAGGCACUCUCACUAUCGUGGUGGCUUUCAUCGGAUACUUCUGGCUACCACACAGCGUGGAGACGGCAUGGUUCCUCACACCUGAAGAGCGUCGAUAUGCGUCUUCGCGUGUGGUGAGAGACAGAGACAUACAGAACGCGCCGGCAGCAGUCCAAGAAGAUGAUCGAGAAGCGGAAGAAACUUACGAUGAGGAGUCCCGCGGUCUCCUCGAUUCAUCCAAACACUCGAUCACCUCAGCCACGCCGUCGCGACAGCUGGUCGACGAUCGUGGUCUAAGCCCUCACGACGUCCUUUCGUCAGUGUUCAACACGAAGAUAUGGCACAUUCUCGCCUGUAACGUUCUAUCUGCCAUCCCAGUCUAUGCCUUCUCCGUCUUCCUCCCGCUUGUACUGGCACCUUUGACAAAGAAGGCGAAUCCUGCGCUUAUCAACUUGCUCACUGCACCACCACACAUCUGCGGAGCCAUAGUACUGUACUUUGCAGCUAGCUACAGCGACAAACAUCGUAUACGGCUCAAGCCCAUACUGCUCGGCCUGUUCAUCAUGGUAACCGGCCUGGUAAUCGUGGUGCUGUUACCGUCCUCAUGGGCAAUACCCCGCUACAUUGCUCUCAACAUCCUCCUCUCUGGUACCUAUGUUGCCUCUCCGCUCACCGUGGCCUGGAUAUCGGGCAACACGCCGUCGCCCGGCAAGCGCGCGUUGCUGCUUGGCAUCAAUGGCUGGGGCAAUCUCGCUGGAGUCAUCUCAGCGAUCCUGUUCCGACCAAAAUAUGCUGCGGGUGGCUACAUCGUGCCUUUUUGGUGGACACUUGCUUCUGUCGCAUUAGCCGCUCUCGGCUAUGUGCUCUUCCUUAGACGCUUGAAAGUCGAGAAUGAGACGCGACAGAACAUCUUGCGCAAGUGGAGCGAAGACGACGUCGAGGCAGAAAGGACUCAUGGCAGAGGCCCAGUGCCGCAGCAACAGCGGUGGCUGAAGAAGUUCAUCGGUAUGACGCGGUCGCAUACGAGCCUUGCCUGGCUCGCGGAUUGGCUUGAGAAGGCUGCGCGAGCUGGCAGGGAGGGCGACGAUAGGCUUACGUUCGUCUAUGGAUUGUGA